CAUUUCGACAAAAAAUGAGAAAGAAAACAGUAAGUAACGACCAGGAGCGACGUCAGUUAGCGAGCAAGCAGUCUCCGUCUCCGUCGCUCCGUCGCUCCGCGUACGUCGCGAACGAAAUGUCGCUGCUGUCGCGUUACGGUCGCCGCGCUCACUCGCGCUCGCACAAGCUGCGCUCUCCGACCGCGCUCCCCCGGCUCGCCUCCCUCUCCUCCGCCGCAUCCGCGGGCUCGCCCGGCGCCCGCACUCCGGCUCGACCCGGGCCGCCUCCGGUACGGGUCGGGCUCACCGAGUCGGCCGGCCGAGGGGUCUACGCAGCUCGGCGGAUCGGAGCCGGCGAGCUCAUCCACACGGCCGAACCGGUCGUGUCUCACCCCUCUCUCCACUCUCUCCACGCCGUCUGCUACUUCUGCCUCAGGAAACUGAACAGCUCGCGCUCUCCGGCUCGUGCGGCGUCGUUCUGCAGCGAUGACUGCAGAGCACGCUCCCAGGCAUUUCAUGAAGUCGAGACAAGGGCAGACUGGUCACUCCACGAUGGUUAUUGUCGCACCCAAGGUUUGAAAUAUCCCCUCCUGGUAAAACGGCUAGCUUGUAUGAUUAUAUCAGGCGCAACAUCCAGCGACUGCCUUGACAUACUUCAACCUGCUUAUUUGUCUCCUGAGAUGAUAUCUGAGAUGGAGGAAGGGUUCAGAUUGCUGAAGUGUGCCUUCACAGAUGCUCAUGUGAAGGAUGAGCAGAUAGCAUUUCUGACUAAGCAAUGGUACAUUGCGUUGCUUGCACGGAUUCGUAUAAAUGCAUUUCGUGUAGAGGUGGUUGGAGGAUUGUUUGAGGAUUUACUUUCAAUGGCCGCGGCAUCUGUAGAAGCUGAAGCUGCUGUUGGAAAUGCGGUUUACAUGCUUCCUUCAUUCUACAAUCAUGACUGUGAUCCAAAUACGCAUAUUAUAUGGUUAGAAGAUGCAGUUGCAAGAUUGAAGGCCCUUCGAGAUAUUGAGCCAGGCGAAGAACUUAGAAUUUGCUACAUUGAUGCAAGUCUUGAUCGGGAUGCACGGCAAAGUCUUCUGUCCCAAGGGUUUGGCUUCAGGUGUGACUGCCCUCGGUGUUUAUCUGGAGACUAGAAGGAUUUCUGAUAUGAAAUAUUGGCAAAGGAGAUGAGAUUUUUCCUACUCUCUCGCAUUCAUUAGCGAUAAUUCUGCUGCUAUUCUUUUAUCUUUCAGUUUGCGCAAAAGUCUAGGCAUUGCAUGCAACUUCAGUAAAACUAAAAGCCUUUCGAGCAACUUAAAUUUAGUGAAGUCCCCCUUGUGCAGUUCUGUUUCUGCUCUUAUUUCAAUAACAUUGUGCUUGUUGCAAAGAACAGGAGAUCAUCAGAUUUAACUAUGGGUAUAGGUUUGAUAUGAUUCUCUUCA
Messenger RNA from Syzygium oleosum, 1400 nucleotides. RefSeq names its product histone-lysine N-methyltransferase ATXR4. The coding region runs from base 15 to 1112 and encodes 365 amino acids. The transcript is spliced from 7 exons. The record is from RefSeq and is a predicted model, not a curated record. NCBI's taxonomy places the organism in Eukaryota, Viridiplantae, Streptophyta, Magnoliopsida, Myrtales, Myrtaceae. Gene Ontology annotation, cellular component: nucleus. Gene Ontology annotation, molecular function: protein binding.